This is a messenger RNA of Penicillium macrosclerotiorum, 1467 nucleotides long. RefSeq lists its product as uncharacterized. Gene Ontology annotation, biological process: transcription elongation by RNA polymerase II. NCBI's taxonomy places the organism in Eukaryota, Fungi, Ascomycota, Eurotiomycetes, Eurotiales, Aspergillaceae. Gene Ontology annotation, cellular component: Cdc73/Paf1 complex. The record is from RefSeq and is a predicted model, not a curated record. Bases 1 to 1467 code for a protein of 488 amino acids. The transcript has 2 exons. Gene Ontology annotation, molecular function: chromatin binding; RNA polymerase II complex binding.
AUGCCGUCCAACUCUCGCGAUGACAAGUCCUCCGGAGGCUUUCAUCAGGAGUAUAUCGCGUCUCUGCGUUACCGAAAUGAUCUUCCUCCCCCGGACAUGCCCCCGAAGCUCCUCGAUAUUCCUCACGAAGGGCUGAGCCGUUUUCUUACUCCUGGCUUUGCAUCGAAUCUUGCCAGACGCGAGGAGCCUAACAUUGAUGUUGAUGCGGAGGGCGGCAUGCCCAUUGACCUUGUUGGCAUCCCAGGUCUGCAUCUGGGGGACGAGAGCGCCAUCAUGGCUCCUGAACACCCCCAACCAAUUGACCCGGCCGACCUACCUCUUUUGAUGACCCUCGACCAACUCCGAAACCCCGCGCCAAAGAACGUCAAUGUCAGUUUCCUUCGUCGCACCCAGCAUAUCUCUGUCGACCGCGGGGCAACGACUGCACUUACCCCCGCGAAAGCGCAAGCCCGAGCCACAAAGAAAGGAAAGACAUCGGUAGAUGAUCCGAAGCACGUUAAGAAGUUUAUUCAGAAGGGAUUCGAUAUUGCCUACCCUAAAAGCAAGCACACUGGCGAGGAUACAGAGAGUCACAUUCGGGGCCUUCCUGCCACAAAGGCGGAAACAGACGCUUGGGCGAGCCCAGUUCAUCCCGAAAACCCGAAGCUCAAGCCUGUUGGCUUCUUUCCCGUGCUCCCUGAUCUUGAAGGGUUCCCAGACCCUGGUGGCUACGUCCAGUUUAAGUUCGACAAAGCUCCUGUUUCCGGGCAUGCUGGCAAGCGUGACAAGAGAAUGGAUAUAGCUCUCCUCCGCCCUUCUGCACCCGAAGAGCGUAUCUGUCAAGAGCAUGCUUCUAAGCAAGCUCUUCACAAGGCCAGUCCCGAUAUCUACCCGGACCCCGGCCCCGUCCCUUGGGACUACGAGCUACUCCUCCCCGAGAAGAACGAAUCUGUCAGGAACAUCCGCGUUAGCAUGAACUUGAACGACCCGAACCGCGACAGCCAGGACCUUUAUACGCACGAGGGCCCCGAUGGAAACAAGUUUCAUCGCUAUGAUCGCGUUCGCACCUAUGCCACGACUGCUCAGACCCUCAGCAACGACCAAAAGCAGAGAGAUAUUGCUUUGACUCUUUACAGACCAGCCGAGGGUGACGACAAACAGCUUGCUGCUUAUUAUUAUCCCAUCAUCGGCAAGACGCGCCUCAAGCCCGAGCGCGCUCGUACCAUCGCCCAGGCUGGUUUGGCACCUACUGCCACACAGAUUCAGGAAGAUCGUGUCGACCAGAUGCAGGUGGUAGUUCGUGAUCCCGAUGAUGCGGAGAUGUACAAGCGAUCUUUGCACCGGGCGAAUAUCGACCCGAAGUUCGCACAAACUCUCCCGUCACCUCCAGAGCCUCCUGUCGAAGACGAUGCCUCACCGGAGGCAGAGGAACCAGCUGAGGAUGACCUUCGUGACACAGUGGACGAUGAACAAAUGAGUGACGAGUAA